AUGUCGUCGUCGUCGAAGAAGAUCACCCUGAAGAGCUCUGAUGGCGAAUCGUUCGAGGUUGAAGAGGCGGUGGCUCUCGAGUCGCAGACCAUCAAGCAUAUGAUCGAGGACGAUUGCGCCGACAACGGCAUUCCUCUGCCCAACGUGACGAGCAAGAUCUUGGCCAAGGUCAUCGAGUACUGCAAGAAGCACGUCGACGCUGCCAAGCCUGAUGAGAAGAUCUCCGAGGAUGAUCUCAAGGCUUGGGAUCAGGACUUUGUCAAAGUUGACCAGGCAACCCUAUUUGAUCUCAUUCUGGCUGCAAACUACUUGAACAUCAAGAGCCUGCUGGACCUGACAUGCCAGACUGUUGCCGACAUGAUCAAGGGGAAGACACCGGAGGAGAUCCGAAAGACCUUCAAUAUCAAGAACGACUUCACCCCAGAGGAGGAGGAGGAAGUUCGUCGCGAGAACCAGUGGGCAUUUGAAUGA
Messenger RNA from Prunus armeniaca (apricot), 471 nucleotides. The record is from the annotation of a GenBank genome assembly. Lineage: Eukaryota; Viridiplantae; Streptophyta; Magnoliopsida; Rosales; Rosaceae.